AAGAAGGAACUGCUCUUUACUGUAGCUUCACCUGGACAACCCCGGGGGCGAGGCCUCGGGACCUCACACUGAGUAUAAAGGAGGUGACGAUGUUUGUCACAACACUAACUCCAGAUCUCCAAGAGCAUCUGAUAUCUUCACAGCUGUCUCCUUAGACACAGAGAUGCUUUUCUCUGUCCUUCUUGUGCUGGGCGUCUCCCUGGUGCCAGCUCACUCCAGUCCAACAGAAAAAUAUCUAGGCAGUCCUCUCCUUCAACGCUGUUUUGAAGACGCAAAGAAACUCGUGGAUGAUGCGUACACAUACUCCAGGGAAGAGAGUCUGAGACGAGUCCGCAGAGACGUGGUGAGUCCUCACGAUGCUCUUCGUCUAAUGAAGCAGCCUCGCGGUGACACACGCUCAGCUGUGAGAUCUGCAGACUACAUGGCACAAACCCUUCGCCUGCUGCACGACAGGGUGCAUCAUGUCCACAAACGCUCACUCAACGCAACAGAUUUACUCUCUGAAGAGGACCUGAGAAGGCUCGCAAAUAUAACCGGAUGCUCAGCUCGAGUCAGUCUUCCACAAUGCCGCACCACGCCGAACCUUAACAAGUAUCGCACCAUCACCAGCAUCUGCAACAACCUAAAUAACCCUCGCAUCGGAGCCGCCAACACCCCCUUCACUCGUUGGCUCCCUGCUCAAUAUGACGACGGCAUCUCCCAACCGAAAGGCUUCCUGAAUCGAACAAUCAACAACUUCUUGCUCCCACUGGUGCGACAAGUGUCCAACAACAUCCUAAGCACAACUGACGCAGGUGUGGUCAGCGACACAGAAUACACUCACAUGGUGACGUUGUUUGGGCAGUGGAAUGACCACGAUCUCACCUUCACGCCGUUCUCCCCCAGCAUCCGCUCCUUCAGCAAUGGGGUGAACUGUGACGAGAGCUGUGAGCGAACUGAGCCAUGCAUCCCCAUCCCGAUUCCUCCUGGCGACCCUCGCUUGCCCUCCCGCCCAGACAGCUGCAUCCCAGCGUUCAGAUCUGCCCCUGUUUGUGGAACGGGAUACUCAGCCUACAACUUUGGCGGCGACCCCAACAAGAGAGAGCAGAUCAAUGCCCUGACAGCCUUCCUGGAUCUCAGCCAGGUGUACGGCUCUGAGGACAAGCUUGCCCUGUAUCUUCGCGACCUCGAAAAUAAUGACGGCCUGUUGCGCGUGAAUACAGAGUUCAGAGACAACAGGCGUGAGGUGCUGCCCUUCCACCCUUUGCAGGUGAACAUGUGUGCCACUCGCGCAAGAGUCACCAACGACUCAAAUGCCAGAGAAGUGCCCUGUUUCAUCGCAGGUGAUGUCCGCGUGGAUGAGAACAUCGCUCUGACGUCCAUUCACACACUGUUUGUGCGUGAGCAUAACCGGCUGGCUCGUGAACUGAAGAGACUUAACCCACAUUGGGACAGUGAGACACUCUACCAGGAAGCCCGCAAGAUCAUGGGUGCUUACACACAGUUGUUUGUGUUCAGGGACUAUCUGCCACACAUUGUCGGGGACGAUGCGAUGCGUAGACAGCUUGGCCGUUACCCUGGCUACAAUCCCAACGUUGACCCCAGCAUCUCCAAUGUCUUUGCAACAGCAGCUUAUCGCUUCGCCCACUUGGCCAUCCAACCAACCAUAUCCCGUCUGGAUGCAAACUACAGGGAGAAUCCUCAGUUCCCCAGUGUCCCCUUGUUCAAGGCCUUCUUCACGCCCUGGAGAAUCGUGUUUGAGGGUGGCAUUGACCCUGUGCUUCGUGGUUUGAUCGGACGUCCCGCUAAACUGAACACUCAAGAUCACAUGUUGGUGGAUGCUCUGAGGGAGAGGUUGUUCCAGUUUGUGCAGCAUCUGGCUCUGGACCUGGGCUCUCUCAACAUGCAGAGGGGACGCGAUCACGGCUUGCCUGGCUACAACGCCUGGCGCAGGUUCUGCGGGCUGUCACAGCCUAGGAACCAGGCAGAGCUCGCUCAGGUCCUGAACAACAGAGACCUGGCCCGCAGGCUCCUGCAGCUCUAUGGUACACCCGACAACAUUGACGUCUGGAUGGGAGGCGUAGCAGAGCCGUUUGUCCGUGGUGGCCGUGUAGGGCCUCUGUUCGCCUGCCUGAUUGCAUCACAAUUCCAGAGGAUCCGUCAGGGUGACAGGCUGUGGUACGAGAAACCAGGUGUCUUCACCCCCCAACAGAGAGCUGCUUUGUCCACUGCCACCCUGUCCAGGAUCAUCUGUGACAACACCGGUAUCAAUACCGUCCCCACUGAUGCCUUCAACGUCCUCUCAAACAGGAACCGGCUCGUCAACUGCUCCAGCCUCCGACGUCUGAACCUGUCAGCCUGGAGGGAGAGACCCUGCACGGGGAACUCAGGCGCGGGUGAUAGCUGUAAUGAAGUCAGUGGAACAGAGAAUGUGAACGAGUCGGACCCCCAGGACCAAGGGGGCCUCGAGGACAACGAGGUCCACUAGGACCCCCUGGCCCGAGAGGCCCUCCUGGACUGCCAGCACUCAACAUCAAUGCCUCACAACCACAAUCUGCCUUCUCAGUCCUUUUGGGCAAGUACUACCCAUCCUCAGAGAGAACCAUUCGUUUCCAUCAGGUCUUGUACA
This is a messenger RNA of Dicentrarchus labrax (European seabass), 2608 nucleotides long. RefSeq names its product myeloid-specific peroxidase (gene mpx). The record is from RefSeq and is a predicted model, not a curated record. The transcript is spliced from 16 exons. Gene Ontology annotation, biological process: response to oxidative stress. Lineage: Eukaryota; Metazoa; Chordata; Actinopteri; Moronidae. Gene Ontology annotation, molecular function: heme binding; peroxidase activity. Bases 164 to 2467 code for a protein of 767 amino acids.